AUGGCGACGGCGUCGCCGACAGCCACCGUGGUGACCGCCACCGUGGUAACCACGGCGGCCGCCAUGGACUUGCGCGACUGGAUCUUCCUCUGCUAUGGGCUGGUGGCCUUUUUGAGUGAGGUGAUUGACAGCACGACCUGCCCCUCCGUCUGCCGGUGCGACAACGGUUUCAUCUACUGCAAUGACCGGGGCCUCACCUCCAUCCCGACUGACAUCCCGGAUGAUGCCACCACCCUCUACCUGCAGAAUAACCAGAUCAAUAACGCGGGGAUCCCUUCUAGUUUGAAGAAGAAACUCAACGUUCAGGUCAUCUACCUCUACGAAAAUGAUCUGGACGAGUUUCCCAUCAACCUGCCCCGCUCGCUGAAGGAACUGCAUCUGCAGGACAACAACGUCCGUACCAUCGCCCGGGAUUCCCUGGCCAGGAUCCCUCUGCUCGAGAAGCUGCACCUGGAUGACAACUCGGUCUCCACCGUCAGCAUCGAAGACGACGCCUUCGCCGACAGCACCCGCCUCAAGCUGCUCUUCCUCUCCCGCAACCAUCUCAGCAGCAUCCCUUCCGGGCUGCCGCGAACCCUGGAGGAGCUUCGCCUGGACGACAACCGCAUCUCCACCAUUCCCCUCCACGCCUUCAAAGGCCUCAACAGCUUGCGGCGUUUGGUGCUGGACGGCAACCUGCUCGCCAACCAGCGCAUUGCGGACGACACGUUCAGCCGCCUGCAGAACCUCAGCGAGCUCUCGCUGGUACGCAACUCCCUGGCGGCCCCGCCGCUCAACCUGCCCAGCGCCCACCUGCAGAAGCUGUACCUGCAGGACAACGCCAUCAGCCACAUCCCGUACAACACCCUUUCCAAGAUGCGGGAGCUGGAGAAGCUUGACCUGUCCAACAACAACCUGACCACCCUGCCCAAGGGACUCUUUGAUGACCUGGACAGCCUCUCCCAGCUCCUGCUGAGGAACAACCCGUGGUACUGCAGCUGUAACCUCAUGUGGCUGAGGGACUGGGUCAAGGCCCGAGCGGCCGUGGUCAACGUCAGAGGACUGAUGUGCCAAGGGCCUGACCGGGUUAGAGGGAUGGCCAUCAAAGACAUCACCAACGAGAUGGACGAGUGCUUUGAAGUCGGCCAGCAGAGCAACUCCGCGGUGGUGGCCAAAACGACAGCCAGCAACGCUGCCGUCACCACCCCGCAGGGCUCCCUCUUUACCCUCAAAGCCAAACGCCCGGGCAUCCAGCUGCCCGAUUCGAACAUCGACUAUCCGAUGGCCACCGGGUCAGGAGCCAAAACACUUGUGCUGAAUGUCAAGCCGCUGACCGCCGACAGCAUCCGUAUCAGCUGGAAGGCAUCCCUCCCGGCGGCCUCUUUCCGCCUCAGCUGGUUGCGCCUAGGCCACAGUCCAGCCGUCGGCUCCAUCACCGAGACCCUAGUGCAAGGCGACAAGACUGAGUACCUCCUGACCGCCCUGGAGCCCAAAUCCACCUACAUCAUCUGCAUGGUCACCAUGGAGACGGGCAACACCUACAUCCCCGACGAGAGCCCCGUGUGCGCCAAAGCCGAGACCGCCGAUGUGUACAGUCCCACCACCACCCUCAACCACGAGCAAAACCUGGACCCCAUGGCUGGGCUGCCCCUGGCGGGGAUCAUCGGUGGGGCGGUGGCCUUGGUUUUCCUCUUCCUGGUCCUGGCCGCCAUUUGCUGGUACGUCCACCGGACCGGGGAGCUGCUGACGCACGAGCGAGGCAUCCGGAAGAAGGACGACUACAUGGAGUCGGGUACCAAGAAAGACAACUCCAUCUUGGAGAUCCGAGGGCCCGGCUUGCAGAUGAUCCCCAUCAACCCUCACCGGGCGAAGGAAGAGUACGUCAUCCACACCAUAUUCCCUUCCAACGGAACCAGCCUUUACAAAAGUACCCACACAAUUGGCUACGGCACAACUCGGGGGUACAGAGAAGGGGGCAUCCCAGAUGUAGACUACGCCUAUACAUGAUGCAAAGGUUUUCCCCUCCUUCCGGAUGCAUCGUGUCGCCCUUCCCCACCCC
Pseudonaja textilis is the source of this 2038-nucleotide messenger RNA. Lineage: Eukaryota; Metazoa; Chordata; Lepidosauria; Squamata; Elapidae. The record is from RefSeq and is a predicted model, not a curated record.